UACUUAUAGUUAGCUCACGCAGCGAAUUUGUAUCAGUCGUGAUUUGGUUCUGUUAGAGAGAGGAACAACCAUUUUUGUGCCACACACUCAGCAACCGCCUCAACUCUUACACACACGCAAAUUUGUUGCUUCAAAGGAUUCGUCAGCAAAGGAUACAUCAAGCUGUAUAAAGACGUGCUCCACCGCUCUCUUAACAUCACUCCUCAGCGACCAGUCGUCACGUCAACAUCUCAAGAAACUUGGCGUGUUAACGAACAUCCAAGACGCGCAACAAACGAAUACCUCCUGGCAAAUGCAACUGCGAAGCAAGUCACUGAGACUUGAAUAAUUGCAACUACCUCAUUUUGCAUAAUCGGUGAAGUUUUUUAUAAAGGACACAGUGCAAACGCUCUACCUCAAAGUACAAAAGUGCGCGAAUCGGAAUACUCCAUAUCCCAAAAGUGAAAAUUGCUCAAAUGAGAAUUUGUUCAAACUGAUCCAGUUGAAAGCAGAUUUCAAAGUGUUUUUGCUCAAGUGAAGGCAGAAGCGACAAACGCAUCACACAAAACACCACAUAUUUAUGGCCAUAUCAAUGCUACAGGACGCCCAGACGCGAAGCUUAGCUGCUGCAUUGGCCGGCAUCAAGAGAGAAGAAGUCGCCGUUGACCGCUCCAUGUCGCUGUCGCCCCCCAUGUCCGCCAACACAUCAGCCACCAGCGCUGCCGCCAUGUACCCAGCCAUCGGUCUCCAGCAGGCGGCGGCCGCCUCGGCUUUCGGCAUGCUCUCGCCCACCCAGCUGCUGGCCGCCAACCGCCAGGCUGCCGCCUUCAUGGCCCAGCUGCCCAUGAGCACACUGGCCAACACACUGUUCCCGCACAACCCGGCGGCCCUCUUCGGAGCCUGGGCUGCCCAACAGUCGAUGCCGCCCCAGGGCACCCACUUGCACUCGCCGCCAGCCAGCCCGCACUCGCCAGUGGCCACGACGCCCCUGGGCAGCGGCAAGCAUCCCCUGGGCUCCCCCAACAGCACUCCCCAGCACCACGAGCCCGCCAAGAAGGCCCGCAAGUUGUCGGUGAAGAAGGAGUUCCAGACAGAGAUCAGCAUGAGCGUGAACGACCUCUACCACACCCCAGGCGGACCCAUCUCGCCGCCGUCCAGCGGAAGCUCGCCCAACUCCACACACGAGGGAGUGAGCGGCGGCGCUGGCGUUAGCGGUGCUUCCAAGGAUCCUUCUCGCGACAAGAGCUUCACCUGCAAGAUCUGCUCUCGCAGCUUCGGCUACAAGCACGUCCUGCAGAACCACGAACGCACCCACACCGGCGAGAAGCCCUUCGAGUGCCCGGAGUGCCACAAGCGUUUCACCCGUGACCACCAUCUGAAAACCCACAUGCGCCUGCACACAGGAGAGAAGCCGUACCACUGCUCCCACUGCGAUCGCCAGUUCGUCCAGGUGGCCAACCUGAGACGCCACCUCCGCGUGCACACUGGAGAGCGGCCCUACACUUGCGAGAUCUGCGACGGAAAGUUCAGCGAUUCGAACCAACUCAAGUCCCACAUGCUGGUCCACAACGGCGAAAAGCCGUUCGAGUGCGAACGCUGCCACAUGAAGUUCCGCCGGCGCCACCAUCUGAUGAACCACAAGUGCGGCAUCCAGUCGCCGCCCACUCCGGCUCUGUCGCCAGCCAUGAGCGGGGACUACCCCAUGGCCGUUACCUCCAUGGCUCUGGAGGCGUCCACCAACAAGUUCGCGGCCAUGUGCGCCAGCUAUGGCGGCUCGGAGGAGUCGGUGGACCUCGAAAAGGGCACCAUGGAGGAUGACGCCCCCCUCGACUUGUCCGAGGACGGAGCCAGCUCGGUGGACGGGCACUGCAGCAGCUCUGGUCGUCGCAAGGCUGCGGACAUUCGCCGCGUGUUCCGCCUGCCGCCCCCCCAGAUCCUGCACGUUCCCAGCGACAUGCCCGAGCAGACCGAGCCCGAGGACUUGAGCAUGCACUCGCCGCGCUCCGCCGAGUCGCACGACCAGGCCGAGGACAUCGACUUAGACGACCUGGACGACGCCGCAGCCCUCUACCUGCGCCAGCAGCACCACUAGACCAGUCCCACUGCCAAUUGUACAUAGCUGUGGUCAGUUUUCAUCAGAUGAAGUUGACGGGCAAUGAUCCACACAAAAUUGAAAAUUUUGCAAUUCGAGUGGAGGGUGAAGAUUGUUGCAACAGGAAUUUAAUGCUAAGUACAACUAACUAUAGAUCGACGAUUUAGACACUUAUAGAACUAAUAGCACCCAAAUCAAAAGCUAAAGAUUGUACAAACCUAGGAGAUACAAUUGCCAUAAGCUUGUGCCGCCAAAACCCCACCAAAUCGAACCGAAAAUGUCGUGCCAUCCUCAUGUAUACUUUAAGUUAUCGUUUUAAGUUCUUCGAAUCUCUUCAGAUUGUAUAUAUCCACCCAGCAAAUGAAAGCUGCCAAUUGUAAAUUACACAGCGCUCCAAAAAUGUUAUUGUGCUAAAAACGAAAGAAAAACUAUUCGCACCUAAUUUUUAUUAUUUACAUAAGCCUAUUUUAAUCUUACGAAUUCUUAAAGAAACAAUGCCAAUAAUCACGAAUCAAAAUUAACUUUAAGUUAAACUAAUAAACCAUUUUUAUUCUCUAA
Drosophila ananassae is the source of this 2629-nucleotide messenger RNA. RefSeq names its product protein krueppel. The record is from RefSeq and is a predicted model, not a curated record. Gene Ontology annotation, biological process: regulation of transcription by RNA polymerase II. The coding region runs from base 560 to 2071 and encodes 503 amino acids. The transcript has 2 exons. Gene Ontology annotation, molecular function: DNA-binding transcription factor activity; RNA polymerase II cis-regulatory region sequence-specific DNA binding. NCBI's taxonomy places the organism in Eukaryota, Metazoa, Arthropoda, Insecta, Diptera, Drosophilidae.